Molecule: messenger RNA, 1518 nt
Organism: Miniopterus natalensis
Lineage: Eukaryota; Metazoa; Chordata; Mammalia; Chiroptera; Miniopteridae
Source: RefSeq, a predicted model, not a curated record
GAAGAGCUCGCCCAACUCGCGGACCGCAGCGAAGCCCAUGGGCGGACGGAAGCGGAAGUACCUGCUGGAGUCUCUAUGAUGAGCUCGGCGCGCAAGCGCCCGGAAGCCGAGUCAGGGCCACAGAAAGCGGCGCCCCCUAGCGUUCGCGAGUCGCGUGAGGAGGCAACCGCGACCGCGGUGUCGCGGGCCCGUCUAAGCGUGAGAUGGCUUUUUCGAGAUAGUGGCGCCUCCCGGCACCAGUUCGAGCCGGAGUCCGAGCCGGCGGAUGGGGAGGAGCCGCAGGAGGAGCCGCAGGAGGAGCCGGAGCCCAGCCGGGUGCUUCCCCGCCGUGAUCUCUUCAGCUCGCAGGAUGUGCUUUCUUGGAUGCGUAGAAGUGGAUCUUCACAGAGCAGUUUUCAGAGCCGGAAAAUCUUUAAGGGGCUGUACAAGCUCAUUCUGGAUAUCAUUGUGAUGAUCCGAGUGUGUAAAAUGUUCCGCCAAGGCCUCAGGGGAUUCCGGGAAUAUCAGAUCAUUGAGACUGCUCGAAGAAGGCACCCAAUUUUCUCCUUCUGGGAUAAAAAGAAACAAGGCCGAAUCAUAUUUGAUACCAUGGACUUCGUGGCAGAGUCGGGUUUCUUCCCUCCAAGGGCGAUUGAGAUAGCACAGAAGAUGCCUUCUUGGAGGACAGAGCAGGACAUCCAGACCCUUUGUAACUUCUUGCAGGUUAUGGAUUGCUACCGGAAUUACUCAGAGCCCCUGCAGCUGCUCCUGGCCAAAGUCCUCCGCUUUGAACGGUUUGGCCGCAGGCGUGUGAUCAUAAAGAAGGGCAAGAAGAGCAACAGCUUUUAUUUCAUCUACCUGGGCAGAGUUGCAGUGACCGAGGAUGAAGAUGGCAGCAGUGCCUUCCUAGACCCCUGCCCGAUGUUGCUGCACAAGGGCGACUGUUUUGGGGAAAUGGGCCUUCUGAGUUCUUCAGUAAGGAGGGCCACGGUGGUCUGUAUGGAAGAAACAGAGUUCUUGGUUGUCGACCAAGAGGAUUUCAUUGCUAAUAAACUGGACCAGGAAGUUAAAAAGGAUGCUCAGCAUCGGUUUGAUUUUUUUAGGCAGAUGGAUCUGUUCCAGUCGUGGUCUGAUGAAAAGCUCUGGAAGCUGGUAACCCUAGGGAAGGUGGAGAAGUAUUCAUAUGGGCAGCUGAUCUCAAAAGACAUUGUCGAGUCAUCCUCCGUCAUGUUUGUCUGCAGGGGCAGCUGUGAAGUCCUGCGGCUGUUAGACCUUGGGGCCUCGCCUUUUUACUACAAGUGGAUCUGGCAGCAUCUGGAGCUGAUAGAUGACAGAGCUCUGAAGACCAACCUCAAAGAACCUUCUCCUGUGAAGAGAUUUAAGGAAUUCCAGAUCAAAUCAUAUCCUGUGCAGGAUUUUAGCCCUCUGAAACUUCUGCGUCUCCAGAAAGCCUGGGAGCAAAAGGGGACCAGCUUCAGUAGGAAGAUUAAUACCCUAGGAAACAGUCUCCCAAAGACCUUGGGCCCAAAGGUCAAGUAA